AUGAUCCAGAUCCACCCCCACUCCCGCCCCAGUGCGGCCCAAUCCCAUGCGAGCCCCCUCCUGCCGGCCCCCCCACUGCCCCCCCCGUGGGGCUCUUUUGCACCAGACCAGGGCCAGAGGCAGCCAGGGGGAAGCUGGGCUUGGCCCCUGGGGGCCUGGGGAGGAGGGGUCAGGGUGAAGGUGGGCAGAGGUCAGGUUGUGGGAACAACCAGAGGGGUGUUGCAGGGUGCGGGGUGCCGUGGGGAGGCCAUGGUGCGUGCGCAGGAUGAUGGGGAGGUUCUGGGCUGCAUGCAGCCGUCCCUUGGCAGUUGGAGCAGUUGGGCAACAACUGAUGUUCCUAGCCCAGGGGUCUGCGCCCCUCACCUUCUCAUUGCCAUGCACAGACCGCUGCUCCCCAGCCUCCUCCUGCACCUCCUGAGCUACCGCUGCCCCACCACAGCAGCGUUCGUGCCUCCCAGCUUCCAGCCCUUGCCACUGCUGGUCGCUUGCUCUGACCCCCACGGACGUGUCUAUCGGCGCCGGGACAACGAGCUCUGGGUCUCCUGCCUGUGGGAUGGUGCCAUCCAGCUGCGCUACAGACCAGCCCCUGGAGCUGUAGCCACAAGCAGGGAGGGGCAGACUGAGCUGUCGACCCCACCACGGUGCCGCUGGUAUCGGGACUCGGCCUGGGUGCAGGACACCUCUCGCUGGUCAGGAUGGGUGGUGCUGGGUCCAGGCCUGGCUCGGGGGAGCCCAGCUCCACCCUGGGCCUCGAGCCGCAUCACAGUACAGUGCGUGUCAGCCUCAUGCACCGCACCAACAUGCCUCCACCGCAAUCUGAGCAUUGAGGUUUCUGGACAAGAUGUGCGGCUCUUCCUGCUUUGGCCUCAGGGACUCCCCAUUCAGGAAUGGCAGCCAGUGCAGCUGGGCUGGUGUGCACGCCUGAAAAGCUCCCGUUGGCAUUAUCGCUUCAGUAGCCAUGGGAGCAGCCCCCCUGCACUUCUCAUCCCCAGCAACCAGCAUCGUGAGGCACCCCCAGCUUCUGCCUACCCCAGAGUGGAGAUGCACCAGGCCUGUGCCUCCUACUACAGCUACCACCUGACUGUGCGCUAUCAUCGCCCUGGCCUCUACAUUGUCUCAGUCAGCAUUGAGCAGGGGCCUCCCAUCAGACUCAGUCUGUCCCUGAGGGUGGAACCUGCCUUGCUCCACGUGCUCAGCAUCCACUCUAAGAUGCUCAGUGUCUCUCAGCAGCCCCUCAGCCUGUCCUGGGAACUCUGGACCCUUGGUCCCAGGACACUGGCUUAUAGCCUGCUGGAUCUGCAAGGUACAGGGAACUGGUCUACAUCCUACAAUCCUUUUGCCCGGCAGAGCAACUUCUGUGCUCUCCCCACAUCCCGGAAGCUUGGUGAGAUGCUCAUAGCGAGCUUAUACUUCCAUGUGGAUGGAGACUGGCUGGGGGAGAUGGAAGGGGAGCUGAGUUUCUCUGGUGCUGCACUGAGCCUGAAAACAAGCAGCCAGACUCCUGCGUACAUCACACUGAACCCCAAGAAGACCAAAAUGGGCAUUUACAUUUUCAGCCAGGCCCAUGGACUCUAUUAUAUAACCCAAGAAAAUGAGGCUGGUACUCCCAGUAAUGGUUCCAGCAUCCACUAUGUACUCUUUCAACAGCAGAACCUCUCCUACCUACUCACAGUUGAAUUUGUCAAGUUGCAGAGGUACAAGUUCAACAUGCACCUUUAUCUGAACCGGCAAGGAGCCCUCUUCAGGUCCCUGGUAGACAGAGAUAUCGAAGUCCAUGUUUUCAACAGCACCCCUUCUUUUUUGCAGACUUCAAUUUACAUUGUUUGGUUUAUACCUGUGCAACAUCCCAUGCUGCAGUGUGAGUGGACCUUCAAUCUGCAGGUGUUUGGGUCAAAGAAAGAGCAGCUCAUCCAGAACAGUACUUAUACUUACGGUGACCAUGUGAAAAAUGCAGCACACUAUGUCCGGCAUUCUGGUUUACCUUUUAAUCCUGCCCGAUACACAGGGUUUGUGGCAAGGGUGAACUGCAUCAGAAGUGGACUUACACCUGCUGUGUUAAAAGUCACAGUCAACAAUUAUGCAUCCAAAGUCAUAGAGUCAUUGGUCUCUUGUCAGCGAAGAACCUGUUCCCUACAGACUGUUCAGAUCAAGAAACCUGAUCUCCCUGAUCCUGUCAUACGCGGUAGAAGGGAGGUGCUUCUUACUUUGUUUGUCAUCAUCCAGUCGAACUGCACCGGAAGUCUAGUUACAAACCCACUCUGGCAAAUUUAUGCUGUUCCAGACAUGACAACUGAACCAGACUUGACAACUCCUUUAGAUACACCCAUGAUCCGGAAUAAAAACAUGGUCUUUUUACCAAUACCCAAGCAUAGUUUAGAUAUUGGCUUAUAUCUGAUUAUUUUCUCUGUUAACGUAACUUCAAUAGUUACUUCACAAGUUCUGAGUGGAUCAGACAGAGCUUAUGUUCGAAUGGAGUCAGGUGACCUGGUGGCAAACAUUAGAGGAGGCAGUUUCCGAACAGUGGGGUAUUCAGAUGAGUGGACUCUGGAUGGAUCUUCUUCCCAGGAUCCCGAUUCAUCAACAGGGUUAGAGGGAAUCACAUUUACUUGGUAUUGCAGCAAACAUGCAGUAGACUAUGUAAACAUGCAAUUGAGUGAAAGUGGAGCCUGUCAUCCGGAUCAGGUGGAUUUGAAGUGGAUAAACUCCUCUGGUCCCAUUCAGACCGUUUUGCCAGAAACCCUUCCAGGGAAUGCCAGGUAUCAUUUUCGUCUUGUAAUUGAAAAAGGUGGCAGAAACAGUUCUGCGGACCAAACUGUUAGUGUGCAGUCUGGACGCCCACCACGCCUGAAUGUUGUAUGCUUAGAAAACUGUGGUCGAAUUGUAAUUCCAACUGAUAGAUUUACUUUAUCUGGGAAAUGCCUAAACUGUAGAACUACUAGUCGACUAGUUUAUCGUUGGUCCCUUUUAUCAGAAAGACUCACUGAAAAAAGAUUUGAUUGGGCUUCCAAAACAUCAACAGGGAGGUUUACUGCAUACUUGUCUAUAAAUGCUUUAAGUUUUAUAGAUAUUGCAGACCAGUCAUAUACACUUGUCCUAAAAAUAACGACUGGGAGUGGUGCAUCAUCAAUCUCCAGGUAUUCUUUUUAUGUCAAUUCUGCCCCUAGAAUUGGAAGGUGCGCAAUCAAUCCAACUGAGGGUAUUGCAUUCCAGACCACCUUCAUCGUUCAAUGUAGUGGAUUUUCAGACAGGAAUUUACCUCUCACAUAUAAAGUAAUAGCAGCUUCAGAUUCAUUAAAAACAAGUAAAAUCACUACUCUGGAGGAAAAUUCAUUUGGGACAAUAGUCUAUUUUGGUUAUGAACCAAAAUCCCCUCCUUCUUUUCUCCCAAUUGGCACACCAUUCAAGAACUAUGCUCUUACAAUCUAUAUCCAAGUCUCUGAUUCACUUGGAGCAUUUUCUCAAGUAAGUUUGCAGGCAACAGUGCAGGAUCCAACUGAAAAUAAACCACCAGAAGUGGUGCUAAAUGAACUGUUGGCUUUAACCAGUGGGUCAGAUGCACCAAUGGCAUCUUUUCUUCAAACUGGAGAUUUUUUUAAUGCAGGCUAUUUCGUUUAUAUGGUGGCCUCCCUUUUAAAUGAUGUUGAAGAUGCACCAGAUCUCCAGGUCUCUAAGGCUGAAUUUCGGGAAAGCCUUCUUAACAUAUCUGUAGGAAUUUCUACUGCCAGUAUAAUGGAAGUUAAUCAAGUGACUGCUUGCAUUUCUCAGAUUACAGAGGAAAUUAGUGAAGUCAAUGUUGAAUCACAACGUAUUUCUGUUAAUAAACUGUCAGAAGUGGGUGAGGCACUGAAAAGACAUCGAAAGGGAAACCUUGGGUCUGAAGAAGCAGAGCUGCUGACUGCUGGGGUACUAACAGGCUUAUCCAAUGUCUUGAGAGCUUCUGUUAACGAUGUCAAUGUGAAUGCAGUGAAACAAAGCUUCUCCGUCAUGGAAGAUUUAGCAGACAUUGUCUUACAUGGCAAAGUCCCUGGAAAAACUGAAACGCUCAUGGAGUCCCAAACCUGGAAUAUGACUCUAAAAAAAGAUGAAAAGUGGGAUGUUGCAAGUGCUUUCUCUGCCAGAAAAGAUUGCCAGAACUGUUUUUACCCGACACUGAAACAGGAAGAUCAUUCAGAAUUGCCAAUAGAUGCUGUUAUUUCUACAGUUCUUUAUGAAUUUGAAGAGAACCCCUUCCCUUGGUUGGGUCACCUCUCUGAUAUUACAACAAUGGUCACGGGGUUCAAAAUGAUGGGAGCUAAGGCUAAUGGUGACGCCAUAGGGAUCGUUCCUGAAGUAGCAGAGAUGACGAUUGCUAGAAAAGAUAAGGAUUCUGCAGCUUUUCAGCUGACAAUUGGACCUGAUAAGACACUCCCUCAAACAACUGGAAGAUUUGCUUUUGAAGUGAACAGAAACUCCAGUAGUAUAUAUAUCCAGAUUUUGACCCGAUUAGAAGUUUCUUUUGAGGUACUUCUAUAUGCAGAUCUUAAUGUCACCCAUGACUCUCCAAUAGCUUCUUUUACUGCAUCUCCCAAAUUUCCUACAAGUGGGAAUAAUUCAAGGAGCACUGAUUGUGUGAUUCAGACUCCUAAUAUUAUCUGUCUCUCACCGGCAUUGCUAAGAGACACAGCCCCAGGCAGCGGGGCCAAUAGAUGGAACAUCUCUGUUGUUUUGCAAACAAGCUCCUUUAUAGGGAAGCAAAACAAUGACUUGGUGAAAAUAGCCCUGUUUAAUGCUGAGUGUCUAGACCUAGAUGGAGUGCAGAGUCAGUGGGAAGGAGACACAUGCACAGUUGGCCCUAAAACCAACUGGGAAAGAGUGCACUGCAUCUGCAAGAUGAAACCAGGCAUCCAGGCAGCAGGAAGCCGCAUGAUCCCAGGGUCUUUGAAAGACAAUAUCAAAUUCCUGGCUGCCAAAGUGUUAGUCAUUCCCAACAUAGUAGAUCUGGAAAGGUCUCUUUUAGAAAACAUACCCAGGAAUCCAGUGACCCUUCUAACUGUGGCUUUCAUUUUUUUGAUCUAUUGUCUCUUGGCAAUCUGGGCCACGAGAAAAGACAGGGCUGAUAAACUCAGCAGAGACAGAGUUAUAGUUUUGCCUGACAAUGAUCCUUUUGAUAAAGUAUGCUUCUUAGUCACUUUAUACACAGGCAGUCGCUUUGGGGCUGGAACCACAGCAGAUGUUUUUCUUCAACUUAUAGGCCAACAUGGCGUCAGUGAUGUGCAUUGCUUACAGCACCCAAAUUAUCCAUCUUUGCUUCGUGGAGGUACAGAUACUGUUUUGCUAACUACCAAGAAUUAUUUGGGAGACAUUUAUGCUUUGCGGGUCUGGCAUAACAAUGCAGGUUCUUCUCCAGAUUGGUUUUUAAGCCGAGUCAAAGUUGAAAAUAUGUACACUAGAGAAUUUUGGUUGUUCAUUUGCAGAAAAUGGCUUGCUCUUGGCAAAGAGGAUCAUUUACUGGACAGGACAUUUGUUGUUACAAAUCAAAAAGUACCUUUAGUAAAAAAGGACUAUUUCUUGAUAAAUUUUGCAAAUGACUUGAUAGAUAAUCACAUAUGGUUUUCUGUUUUUGCUCAAGUUGUCACUGGCUCUUUCAACAGGCUCCAAAGAUUGUCUUGCUGUUUGGCAGGAUUGUUAUUGACUCUGCUCAUAAACAUUAUGUUUUUUAAUGUUGAGAAGAAUGAAGACUAUUCAAUAGAAAUACGGUAUUUGAGAUCAAUAGCCACUGGAAUUGAAAGUGCUUUGGUUAUCAUACCAGUGCAAAUAAUUAUAACUGCAUUGUUUAAGUACUCCCAGAAGGAGCCACCUUCACAGAGAACAGAGCAGAAGCCCACAGAAGAAAGUUCACCCUUCAUGUCUGAAAACCUGAGGAACUGGAGGGAGCGCCUGCAAAAAUGGUACCUUUCAGAAACUUCAGCACGAUCUGCGAGUCCCAGGUCUUUGGAGAACCCAUCCCAUUCUGGAAGUCCCUAUAGUUCACAAGAUAUUAGGAAGGAAAAAAAACAAAUAAAAUCAAAUAACUGGAGUAACUGUGCCAUUUCUGAGGGUGCUGCAAAUGCUAUUGCAGCAGAGGAGGAGCAAGUACCAGCUGAGUCAACUCGAGAGCCAAAAGCCCGACAGAAUCUAUCACGAAACACCAAUUUCAGCAAUAAUUAUGCAGAACAAAAGGGUGAUGGCAGCAGGAAAGAAAGGAGGCCACUAAACAUUCCCUACUUGCGCUUUCGCAAGAGACCAGAGAUAAUUUUUUCUUGGUGGUGCAUCUAUGUUUCUUGGGCAUUGAUCAUAGCAGUGGCUGGGGUGUCAUCAUUUUUCAUCAUAUUAUAUGGUUUGUCCUAUGGCUACCAGACCUCACUGGAAUGGCUUGUAGCCUCCAUAACAUCAUUUCUUGAGAGUGUGCUGCUUUUUCAAACCCUCAAAAUUGUCCUUCUUUCUGCCCUAAGUGCAAUUAGACCAAAGUACUGUGUACACAUCCCAUGGUCAACCAGGGAAAAUUAUCUUGAGAUUAAAUUGGAUGAUGUUACUAUGGAUGCAGAUGAGAUGAGAGAAAUGCACUAUAAACUUGUGAAAGCCCGGGGCAGUAAGCAGUAUCAGCCUUUAGAGGAAGACGAGAUUGCAAUCAUGUUGAAAAGAGAGAUGAUAAAAAACAAAGCUUUCAUUUUCCUAAAGGAUACCAUCAGUCACUUUAUCUUUUUAACCCUUGUACUGAAUAUUGCUUACUCUGAAGAAAACACCAACAGUUUUUACUACAACCAGGUUACCCAUAAACAGUUUUCUCUUCAGCUCUCCAAUGUGGCGCAACUAGAACACAUUUACUUGUGGGUGAAUAACGUUUUUCUGCCUUUGAUCCACAAUGACAACCAACCAACCUUUCUUUCAGACAGCUGGUCUAAAAUCCUUGGUUUACCUAGGAUGCGGCAAGUAAGGGCUAAAAGCACUAAAAAAAAAUGCUUCCAGCCUGACAGCUUUGUAAAUAAAUUUGUGAUAAGUGAAAGCCAUUGUCUUCCCAUAUAUGGCAGUGACCCCGAAGAGAAAGGUGACCAUGUCAGGUCCUGGACAGAGGCUACCAACAAAUCUGUUUCCAGUGAUGCCAGCAGCUAUGCAGGAUUUACUUACCAGUCAAACAGAAAUCAAUGGACUUAUUUUUCCUAUGGAGAGUUACAUACAUAUGGACCAGGUGGGUACACUUUUUAUUUCUUCCCUGAAGAACAACGGCCUAAUUCAACCAAAAGGCUGGAAGCUUUACAAAAUAGCAAUUGGCUUGAUGAAGAGACAUGGGCUGUGAUUGUUGAACUCACUACAUUCAAUCCAGAUAUACGUUUGUUUUGCAGUAUCUCCAUUAUAUUUGAAGUUUCUUAUUUUGGGCUCCUCAAUACAAGCUUGUCCGUACAUUCCUUUACACUUCCCAUUUUCCGCCAUCUAACUAAAAUCCAAAUGUUGGGCUUCUUGGCUGUCCCUGGUUUUCUCUUCAUUUAUAUUGCAGAUGAGAUUCACAUGAUAUACCAAAAAAGGAAAGAUUAUAUAAAAAAUGUUUCUAAUUUGAUCAACUUUAGCCUGAAAUCAGUGCUUUUUGUCUUUGUUGCUCUACAAAUUAUCAAAUUUAUGAUGGCAGAAGACAUAGUCAAGUUUUACUUACUUCACCCAUACAAUUUCAUUCCAUUCCAUGCAGUGUCUCAUGUAGAUCAGACUUUGAGGAUAACUCUGGGCUUUCUGGCAUUUCUCAUUGUUUUGAAAACUCUCAGGUAUUCCAGAUUCUUUUAUGAUGUUCGCCUGGCACAAAGAUCAAUCUUGGCAGCUCUUCCUGGCAUCUGCUCCAUGGCACUUGUGGUGGCAGUGUACUUUUUUGUCUACAUGGCAUUUGGGUACCUAGCAUUUGGCCAGCACGAAUGGAAUUACAAUAAUAUGAUUCAUUCAGCUCAGACUAUAUUCUCCUAUUGUGUUUCAGCUUUUGAGGAUACGGAAUUUACAUCCAACCGCUUACUGGGCGGUCUUUUUCUAGCCUCUUUUAUGCUGGUGAUGAUCUGUGUCUUGAUUAAUUUGUUCCAAGCUGUGAUUAUGUCUGCCUAUGAAGAUAUGAAACAGCCGGUAUAUGAAGAACCAUCUGAUGAGGCAGAAGUGGUUACCUUUCUAGUUCAUAAGAUGAGAAGCAUAUGGUAUUACAUCACCUGUAGGACACCUUCCACAAGUGAUCCCGAUCUUUUUCAUAGUAUACUAUAUGGACAACCUGAGAGGAGGAACUACCGACAUUUAGGGCUCAAAACCAAAAAAAUAAAUGGAAAGAAAAUGGUUUAUCUUGUCAUAUAGAUAAUGCAGGGUUUUAUAUGCAGUAAGAGCAACUUCAAAGAUUGUUGAACUAUUACAGAGAAAACAAAUUAAUUUGCCAGGUGAACACCCAGAACAUUUUCUAAAACAAUGUGAGGGAAUUCUCAACUCAUGACAAGUUCUCCUAUGUAUCCCAGAAUCCUAUGGCCCAAUUUCCAUGAUACUUUAAAACAGGCACCAAUUUCUACAAUAAUUCAAAGGUUGCAGGUGAGGGAUCAGUUCAGUAGUUUUGGGGUCAUUCUUCCCUCUAAUGACAAUACGAUUGCAAAUUGGGGCUGAUCAAAUUUGCUUUGAACAAAGGACUCAAAAUGUACUAAGAGUUUCUUGACCCACAAUUUGAUGGCAACCCUUAACAAACUGCAAUCUGAAAAUAUAAGAAAAAAUAGAACACCUUUUAGUAAGUCCACUUAGCAAUUUAAAAUACUACUUCAAGCCUAAAUUUCCCUAACAAAGGAAUUUAACAAUGUUACAGUAAAGUUCUCAAGAAAAUUGGUAUUGAACAAAAACUCUAAAGUUUAAUAUUUUCUGCAUCUUUUCAGUACAAUUUUGUAUUUUUCUACUCCAACUGAAUAUUAAUGUUAUGUUUUGCUAAGUGAAGACAAUGAGGCCCCAUCUAUAUGUUACACUUCAAGUGUGAUUAACCAUUUAAUAAUGCUGUAAGUUGUGACCUAGCUGCAACUAGCUAGCUUCAUUAGCUGCAGAGUCCACAAUGGGGGCAGUGGAGAAAAUGCUGCCCACCCCCAUAUUGCUCACUGCGAGGGGAGUGGGGGGAAUGCUGCUACCACUGCAAGCUUAAUCAGCUGUGGGACUUGCACCAGUAGGCAGAACACUACCGCUGCUGUGAGACUUGACAGCUGCCUGGCUUGGAGGGAGGACACCAGAGGGAAUGCUGCUGCUACUACGAGCCUC
This is a messenger RNA of Gavialis gangeticus (Gharial), 9258 nucleotides long. It is a transcript of the gene PKDREJ, whose product is annotated as polycystin (PKD) family receptor for egg jelly. Gene Ontology annotation, biological process: detection of mechanical stimulus. Gene Ontology annotation, cellular component: membrane. The record is from RefSeq and is a predicted model, not a curated record. NCBI's taxonomy places the organism in Eukaryota, Metazoa, Chordata, Crocodylia, Gavialidae. Gene Ontology annotation, molecular function: protein binding; calcium channel activity; calcium ion binding.